AUGAAGUUCACCACCGUGUUUCUCGCUCUCGGCGCCUUCCUCGCCAGCAUCACGCUCACCGAGGCAGCCGCCAUCGACCACGCGGGCCCCUGGUCGCAGAUCCACCACAAGGACAGCAUCGAGCACUUUCAGAUCUACGCCGCGGCCAAGGAAUCCGACCUUCGCACUGCCAAGCCGGUGAUGAGCAAGUGCAGCGUCAAAUUCCCUAAGAACAAGGCUUACACAUACCACCAGUUUGCAGAGGGUGGACUGCUCGAGUUCCAGAGGCUGGGUGCUCACACCAUGGGCAUCAACUGCCCCGAGUGCACUCCCCAGCAGGUGGGUAACCUUUACCUGACCAAGUGGAGCAACUACUUUGAGUGCAAGGUCCAGGACCACAGGGCUUGA
Molecule: messenger RNA, 387 nt
Organism: Pseudozyma hubeiensis SY62
Lineage: Eukaryota; Fungi; Basidiomycota; Ustilaginomycetes; Ustilaginales; Ustilaginaceae
Exons: 1
Coding region: 1-387 (128 amino acids)
Source: RefSeq, a predicted model, not a curated record